GAAAAGUGUGCUAACGAACCCUAAAAACCCAGGAUACUAAUUUAUUGAACAACUAACCGGUCGGUCUUACGACCCAAAGGAUUAAUUCUAAUUAGAAAUUUAAAAAUAAAACGAAUUCUUUUUAUUAUAAGUUUAAGCAACCAAACGAAAUUGUGUUAAAGAAAAUUUCAUUAAAGAAAUUCUGAAAAACAAAAAACUUGUGCCAAAAGAAAAUUUCAGUGUGUGCGAAAAAUUUAAUUUGGGAACAAUUGCCAGUAUAAAAGGAAAAAUAAUUGGAUUUUUUAACAAUUUGUCAAGUGUAAAAGGUUUCAACAACAAGAUGACAAGAAAACGUUCGAGUCCCAUGGGACUCGAAAUAUAUUUGCCAGUUUUGCUGGCAUUUAUAAUGUUGCCAUUAUUAGCACAAGCUGCUCCUUUACAAGACUACACAGAAAUUCAACAAUAUACUGAAGGCUGCUACUACAACUACAAUCAUUACAACGAAGGCGAUAGAAUCUUGACAAAUGAGCCCUGUUUGAAUUGUACGUGCCACAAUAAGAUGCUCAUGUGCUAUUUGCGUGUAUGUCCGUUCACCAAACCCAUUGGACAUGAUUGCAUAGUGGAGAAACGUGAGGAUCAAUGUUGUCCAAUCAUUACAUGUCCCGAAGUUCCUGUGGAUGUUGCUCAUAUUGCUCCCAUAGCUGGCACAGAAUUAAGUUUCCCCGAGAAAUUUGGCUGCAGUAUUGAUGGUAAAUUCUAUUUGGAAGGUGCUCAAGUUCCCUCAAAUCCCAACAAACCUUGUGAACUCUGUUACUGUAUUAAGAACCGUACCUCCUGUUUAAUGCAAGAAUGUACAUUGCACAUUGAUGGCUGCACUCCAAUUUAUAAUAAGGGUUCUUGCUGUCCUGUACGCUACAAUUGCGACCAUGAAAACGAUGUACUCGAAUUGGAGGAUCACUCUACCACAACUGAAGCAGCUACUACCACAACCACUGAACGUCCUACCACUGGUUUUAUUCUUACCAGUACCAUGUCUCCCACUGUUUCAACCGAUUGUGUUCAUAAUGGUGAAUUGUACGCUGAUGGUGCUCGCAUUGCUGGCGAAACUGCCUGUGAAAAUUGUUAUUGUAUGCGUGGUGAUAUCAUUUGUGCUGUCCAAGAAUGUCAUAUGCCCAUGCUUAAUAGUAAUGGCAAAUCUUGUCAUGCUUUGCCUGCUGCUGAAGGUGAAUGUUGCCCCAGUAAUUAUGUUUGCGAAGAUGACACUGCUACUACUCAAAUUAUUGAAGCUACUACCUUACCUUAUGGUGGUCUCGAUGAAGAUGAUAAGAUUACUACAGCCGCUCCAGUUAAGGAUCUCCAUAGUGCCAUACCUGAAGAAGACUUGCAAUUGCAAACCCAUAUCGAUGAAGAAGAAACAGCAACAAAGGCUCCCUCGACUGAAACAGAAGAAAAAGAACAAGAGGCCACAGAAGCUGCCAUCAUCAGCAAACCAACUGAACACACAAUUACCGCUACUGACGAUCAAGAUGAACAAGAAGGCGUUGAGCCAGAAUCUGUUACUAAAAUUUCUGAUGAAUCUGAAGCAACAACUGUAUCGUCAUCAGAUGUCAAACCUGUUGAAAGCGAUGAAUCUGUUACAACAUCUCCCACAAGUGCAGAUGAAUUACCUGAAUCUUCAACUGUAUUACUUGCUGGUGCUGAAGAUGAAAGUAAAACUGAGUCUGCCGAUGAGGCUGUUACUAAAUCACCUGUUCAAGAUGGAGAAGAAGAGCAUGCUGGAGAUGAAACUGCCACUAAAGUUCCUAUUGCUUCUGAUGAGUUACCAGAAAUCUCUACUGACGCUACUGCUAGUGGCGAAGAAUAUGCUACCGAAACAUCUGAAGAAGACAAACCUGAAUUCGAAGAAUCCGCUACCAAGGUUCCUGCAGUUGAUAUUGUAGAAAGUCAAACUGCCACGGCAGUCACACCAACUGAAGAAUUAUCUGAAGAAUCCACUGAAUCCGCUAAUGCAAUUAAACCAGUUGCUGGUGACGAAGAAGAUGUAUCAACUGAAGCUGAUGAAAAGGAUCACAAACCAAUUGAAUCUGAUGAAUCUGCUACAGAAACUGAGGACAAAUUUGUUACUGAAUCUCCUAUUGCUGGAGAAGAAGAACAUAAACCAGUUGAAUCUGAUGAAUUCACAACUAAAGCUCCUGUGGAACUUGAACAUUCAACAGAGGCUGUUGAAGAUGGUCAAAUCGGAGAAGCUGCAACCAAAGUACCAUUUUCGGUUGAACAACAACAUGAUGAUCUUGCUACAGAAGCCCCUGUUGAAUCUUCUGAAGAACAAUCCACUGAAAUUUCUGGUGAAGAAGUCGACGAAUUAUCUACCAAGGCUCCCACAACUGAAGAAGAAAAACUACCAAUUGACGGCAAACCAGAAGAACAAGAAACAUCUAUCAUUGAAGAAGAGGGUGUCGCCACAACCGCAGGUCCUAGCAAAGAUGUCUCCGAAGACCAAGAGUUGUCAACGGAAGAACCUAAAGAGGAUGCUAAACCUGAAGAUGUUGAAAACGAACCAGAAACUGUUACCAAGUUGCCUACAACUGAAGAUGAACAAGAAGAAACAACAGAACCUGCCAAAGAAACUAAACCACUUGCCGAAGAUGAAAUUGAACUAUCUACUGAAACCUCAACUGAAUCCGAAGAUGGAGAAAUGGUUACCAAACUUCCUGUUUCUGCUGAUGAGGAACAAAUACUUGCAACAACAGCUCCCGAAGUUGAACAAGACAAAGAUGAAUCAUCUACAGAUGAGGUACCAACUAAAGCUCCUAUUGACAUUGGCACUGUAUCAACUGAUGAUGAUACUGAAAGCUCUACUGAAGUAUCUGAAGAAGCAUCUGGUGAGGGUAAACCAGUGGCUGCUGACGAACAACAAAUUGAUAUUACCACCGAUGCUCCUGUCAAAUCUGAAGAGGACCAUACCACCAUUCCCAUGGCUGAAGAAAAACCAGUACUUGCUGAUGAAUUGGGCAGUGGUGAUCAUUCUGCCGAAAUUACUCCUGAAGAACCAUCCGAAACUGCAUCGGUUAGCCCCGCUACUGAAACUGUAACCUCAAUUCCACAUUCACAAGAUCAAGAAGAGUACGCAACAGCUAAACCCGUCAAGCCAGAAGGAGAGGAAGAUUCCACAGAAGUAUCUGAAGAAUCAGCAGAAUCUGAAGAAGAUAACAAACUUAUGGAUCUUACUACUGUUAAACCAACUAUGUCCGAUGUCACAUCAUCUACCGAAGAAAGUAAGGAUGAUCAAGAUCAAUUGGAUAUUACAACUACCAAACCCGCUAUUAGCGAUGUUGCAACCACUGCUGCUGAAGCAUCCGAUGAGAUCUCAGAAGAAGAAAAGGAGACUGUUACCAAAAUGCCAUCAGAAGAGGAACUUUCGUACAGUACCAUUACUCCCAUUAAGAUCUCUGAAGAUGAGAAGAUCGAAGGAGAAACUGCUGCCGAAGAUAAAAUUGAUAUUAGCACAAUGGUUACUCCACUUGAAGAAAAACUUCCAACAGAAGGAGAAGAAACUGAAGUUACUUCUGAAACAUACGUUUCGAGCACACCUAGUAUUGUUGAUGAAUCUGAGGAACAAGAAGCAAGUGGUGAAGAAGACAAAACUAAACCCGAAAGUACUGAGGAAUCUGUUGAAUCAGAAGAUGUUACCACGCAAAAGAUUAUUGAAGAAAAUGCCCAACAAACAACUUCAACACCAACAGUUGACAUUAUUACAGAAGAAGAAAUGGACGAACACAAAGUUAUGCCUGAAAUGGAUGAUCACAAAGUUGAAGAACCAACUGGAAUUACUGAUAGUCCAAUGGUUAUUAUGGAAGACAUGUCUGCCUUUACGACAUCAGAACCAACUGCUCAAGAAGACAUUAGAGAAGAAACUGAAGUUGAAGCAGAGAAAGAACAAGAAGUGGAAGCAACCGCAACCCAAGAACCUUCAAUGGAUGACAAGAGCGAGUUCGAAGAGGAAUCUGCAACCACCACCACAAUUAAACCAUAUGUCGAACAAUCACAUGUUCAAGAAAUUCCAGAUAUGCAACUGCCAUCAGUUAUUCCAGGUGAAGGCGACUGUUUGGUUGGACAGAAAACAUAUGGAAACAAUACCAUUGUUCCUACUUCAGAUGAAUGUGAAAUUGUAUGCAAUUGUGUCAGCAGCAUUGUUACUUGUGAACGCGUUAAAUGUGAAGUUCCCGAAAAUGUCGAAAAAUGCAUACUGGAUGAAUCUAGUACCAACAACUGUUGUCCUUCAUACAUUUGUGGCAUUGACAGUAUACCUCCUAAGAGUGAAGAUAGCAUUGAAUCCAUUGAAGAAGAUGAGGAUGAAGAAAUUCAAUACACAACUACUUCUGCUCCUCAUAAACUUCCUACAGAACAGACUGUCGAAGAAGCUGAUACUGAAAAAUCUGAAAUUACUACCACUAAACCUGUUUUAGUACCAGAAGUUGUCAGUAUUCCUGAAAUUGAAAUGCCAGUCGCAAGUACUGAAGAACCAAUGUCACAUGUUAAGGAUGAAGAAGAGUUUGAUCAACAAACAACAAAAUCUCCUAUUGAAACUGUGGCUGAAGACAAGAAGGACAUUAUUGUUGAAGGAGAGAUUUCCACUACACCAGCUGUUAUUGUCGAUGACAUUGUUGUACCCCAAUCAAUGGCUCCAGUUGAAACAUCUGAACAAGAGCAACAUGAAUUUGUUACUGCCAAGGCUCCAGUCGAAACAGCUGAGAAGGAAACUGCUCAUGACCUUCCUGUUGGUCAACAGCAACCGGAGAAGGAAUUGGAAGAACAUACAACAUUCGCACAUGGACUUGUCGAAUCUUCCACAGAUUCUGCUGUGCACGUUCCCAUUGACGAAAAAGAAGAAAGUGAAAUGUAUGUUACACCAGCAUUACCUUCUGCUGAUGAAUAUCAAACUGUUAAACCUAUUGAAGAAGAAAAUGAGGACAAUGAAACAGAACCAGAAACUCAAACUCAAACUACAGUGCCUACCACAUCAACCGAAGAGGAAUCUGCUAUUUCCGAAGAAAUCUCAGAAGAACCUGAAUCUCAUACUUCUAUACCUUCAGUAUCCCCAUCAGAAGAAGACAAAGAAGCUGAAUCUCAUACUUAUAUUCCAUCUGUAUCUCCAUCAGAAGAAGACAAAGAAGCAGAAACACAAACUUCGCUUCCUUCCAUGUCAUCUGAAGAUGACAAAGAACCAGAAACACAAACUUCCAUACCUUCCAUGUCAGCCGAAGAAGACAAAGAAGCAGAAUCACAAACUUCCGAACCUUCCAUAUCGUCCGAAGAAGACAAAGAGACCUCAGAAAAUCCAGAAGAGUCACAUACUGUUCUUCCAACCGGAUCUUACGAAGAACAUGAACCUUCCCAAGAACCAGAAACCCAAACAGACCAUCCUAUUGCUAGCGAUGAAAUUCACUCUUUGGCUCCAUCUGUUGAGGAAACUGUAUCACCUGCCGGUGAAAACCCAGAAGUGGAUACAACACCUGAAAAGGACAUUGAAAUUUCAACAGUGGCUACUGAGUCGGAAGAAAAAGAACAUUCAACUGAAGCUUCCAGUGAAGAUACUUCAGAUUCUACAACUGCUACAGUACCAAGUAAGGAUCGUGAUACAGAAACUGAAGAAGAUAUUACACGUACUACAGCUGUUCCUUCAAUGGGUGACUCUGAAGAACAUGCAUCUACUACUACCAAACAACCAUUUGAUGAAAUCGAAGAUCACACUAUUCCCUCUGAAAACUUGGACCAUACAGUUGCUCCAUUAUUGGAAGAACUCGAAAUUACUUCAACUGAUGCCUCUGAUAUAGAAGAACAAAAAGAAGAACAUACUGCUUCAUCUAAGCCAUUGGAAGAACCUGAAAGUACAUCAGUAUCUACAAUUUCAGAAGAUACCAUAUCCGAAGAAGAUGUAUCAUCAACCCCUAUGUCAAAUGUCUUUGCCGGCGAUAAGGAAGAGGUUCAAACAAUCACCCCGGAUACAGAAGAUAACAAGCAAACUGAAGAAGGAUCAGCCGAACAAGAAAUCGAUCGCACUACUGUUGCUACCGAUAUCAGUGAUGAAGCAUCUGUCGAAUCUGUCACUUCAUCAGUUGAUGAAACUUUGGAAUAUACUGUUGCUCCAAUUGUUCAUGAUGAACAUAAGGAAACAUCUGAAGAGUCCGAUAUUCAAACUUCCACUCCUGUAAUUCCUAUCAGCGAAUCUCAAGAAUAUGAACAACCUGAAACCCAAACCUCUAUUGUUCCCACCGAAGAUCAUACUAUUGCCCCGUCAUCUGAAGAAUCUGCCGAAGAAGACCAAGAAACAGAAACUCAAACUACAGCUGUCCCAACAUCUGAUGAAGAAACUUCAGUUCAUACUACUGCUCCAUCAGCUGGAGAAUCUGUAGAAGAAGACCAAGAGAAGGAAACUCAAACUGCAGCUGUCCCAACAUCUGAUGAAGAAACUACAGUUCAUACUACUGCUCCAUCAGCUGGAGAAUCUGCCGAAGAAGACCAAGAAAAGGAAACUCAAACUGCAGCUGUCCCAACAUCUGAUGAAGAAACUACAGUUCAUACUACUGCUCCAUCAGCUGGAGAAUCUGCCGAAGAAGACCAAGAAAAGGAAACUCAAACUGCAGCUGUCCCAACAUCUGAUGAAGUUCAUACUACACCUUCCGUCACAGAGGGUUCCGAUAUCGCUACGGAAAAACCAAUUGAUUUCGAAACUAAAAUUGAUACUACAUCAUCUGUACCUUCAUUGGAUGAAUUACCCACCGAUGUUCAAUCUCAUGAUAUUGUUGAAGAUAUGUCUACUACUGUCGUUUCCCCUGUUGAAAAUACCGAUGACGAUAAAGAAUCUGCAGAAGACCACACUCUUGCUUCAUCUACAGAUACUUCUAUUGAAGAACAAACUGAGUAUGCCGAGGAAGAAUCCACAAGUGCUUCUGUUGAAAAAGUCACAGAAUCCACCAAACACGAAAAGACUACCAUACCCUCCAUUGAACAAGUUAAAGAUGAACUUGAACCCUCUAUGUCUCAUACUGUGUCUCCCUCAACUGAAGAAGAGGAAUCUGUUACCAAAUCUCCUACCGAAUCUGCUGAAUAUUCUCCAGAUGAUAUUGAACAUAUGACAACCGGACCAUUUACAUCAGAUGAAUCUACUUCUGAAGUUAUUUCUUCUGAAGAAGAUAUGAUUCCUGUCAAGGAAGAUGAAAUUGUUUCUGUUUCUGAAUCCGAUAAAGAGAAACCUGCCACUUCCUUCGAUGAAUCCACCACAGUUGCACCAAGUAUGGAAAUUGAACUUCAAAGUACUCAUUCCCCUGUUAAACAACCAUCAUUGGAUCUAUCUGAAGAAGCAUCAGGAGAAUCAAUCGAAUCUGAAGAAGAAAUCAGCACUGAGCCCAGCAAGAUCCAACAUAUUGGCGAAUUUGUUACUGAACGUAUGGAAGAAGCUACCUCUAAACCAACGGUUCAGCCUAUCAGUGAGGAAGAAGAUAAAGAAGCCUCCGGAGAAGAAGGUGAACACAUGGAAACAGGUACUGAUAAACCACAUGUACCAGCUAUUGAACAAGAAGAUGAAAUGCUUGUUACCACAGAACACGCAGAUAUUUCUGAGAUACCUGAAGCUGAUGAAGUAUCUACUGAUAAAUUAUUGGAGGAAGAUAUUCAUAUAUCCGUUACUAAUGCUCCUGUUGCAGAUGAAGAAUCAGUCACUAUUUCAUCGGAAGAUACUUCUGUUCAGCAAACAGAAGAAGACAUUGCCCCAAGUGCUACCAAAGCUCCUUUGGCAGAACAAGAUCUUGAAGAUGUUACCGCUCAACAACCUGCUGAACAAGAUUUACAAUCUGUCACUACUGCACCUUUGGCCGAACAAGACGUCACAGCACAACAAACCGAAGAAAAUACUAUUCCAUCCGUUACUAAAGCUCCUAUGUCUGAUGAACAUAUUGAACACAUUACUGCUCAACAACCAGAAAGUGAAGAAGAGAUUGCAGGUGAAGAUGUUACAACUGAGAAAUCCGAUGAAGAUGUUUUAACUGUUACCCACGCUACAGAAUUGGAAGGAAUUGAAAGUGUUUCAUCUGAACAACCCGAAACAGAAGGUAUGGAAUAUGUUACUAAGGUUCCAAUGGCUGCUGAAGAUGUUGAAGGUUUCACUGCACAGCAAACCGAAAAAGAAGAAGAUAUUGCUGCUGUUACCAAAACUCCAAUGUCUGUUGAAGGUAUUACUGAUCACCAGUUUGAAGACCAAGACACACUUGCUGUUACUAAAGCUCCUGUUGCUGCUGAUGAAAUUGAAACGGUUACCGUUACUCUUCCUGAAGAAGAAAGUGUUGAUGUUACCAUAUCUCCAAUGGUAUCUGAAGAAUUUGAGCAUGCCACUGCAGAGCAAUCAGAAGAACAAGAUGUCGAACCUUCAAUUACUAAAGCUCCUUUGGCUGCUGAUGAAAUUGAAAAUGUUACCACUCAACAUUCUAUCGAUACUGAAGACAUUGAGUCUGUUACAGUCAAACAACCCGAACAUGAAGAAGAUGACUCUGCUUUCACCCAAUCUCCAGUUAUUCCUGAUGAUAUCGAUACUGUCACAGCACAUGUAUCUAUUGAAGAAGAAUCAGAAGGCCCAGAAGAAAGUGCAACAGCAAAAUUACCAACACAAGCUGAUGAAAUUUCUGAAGUUACAGUUUCUCACAUUCCUUCAGAAGAUAUUGAACAUACAACUGUCCAACAUACUGAACAAGAACUUUCUGAGGAAGAUAUUGAAACUUCUACAGCUAAACAAUCUGAAGAACAUGACAUCUUAUCUGUUACCCAAGCUCCCGCGUCAUUUGCAGAUAUUGAUGUGGCUACAACUAAACCAUCAGAGGACAAUGAAGAAACUUUAGAUGUCACUACCGUGCCACAAACAUUAGAAGAUACCGAAGCUACUACCGCAAAAUUACCAGUCCAUGCUGAUGAAAUUUCCAGUGAAACAAUUACUGAAGUACCAACAAAUGACGUUGAAAAAGAAAUUGAAGAAGAUACCGAUAAGAUCGAAGAACAUGCAACUCAAGUGCCCACAAUGACUGAACAAGAAGGCGAUGAAGCUACAACAUCAAAAUUACCGGAACUGGCUGAACAUGUUACAGAAUUACCAACUAGAGAUACUGAAUCAGCAGAGGAAUCACAUGAACAUGAUACUGAAAUACCCGUAAUCGCUGAAGUAUCAACCGAUAAAUUGCCCGAACUUACAGAACAAACUACGGAAUUACCAACUAAAUUUACCGAAUCCGAUGAAACUGAGUCUCAUGAAGAACCAACUGAAGUUCCCAUGGUCGCUGAAGUAUCUACUGAUAAACUGCCUGAAAAAGCGUCUGAAUUACCAACAAAGGAUACUAAAUCAGAUGAAGAAUCCCAUGAAGAAGCUACUGAAUUGCCCGUUGACACAGAAAAAUUACAUGAACUUGCCGAACAUGUUACCGAAUUACCAACUACUCACGCCGAGUCAGAAGAAGAGGAAUCUCACGAAGAAGCCACUGAAUUGCCAAUGGGUGCUCAUGUGUCAUUUGAUGAACUACCCGAACAUGUCACUGAAUUACCAACCCAAGAUACUGCAUCUGAUGAAGAAUCCGAAGAAGCAUCUACUGAAUUACCUGUGGUCUCUGAAGUAUCUACUGUCAAAUUACCUGAAGAUGAUACAUUACCAACUAAAGACUCAGAGUCUGAAGAUGAAACAUAUGCACAAACCACUGAUUUACCUGUCGAUGCUCACGUUUCAACCGACAACGAACACAUCACAGAAUUACCAACAAAAGAUACUGAAUCUGAAGAAGAAUCCCAUGAACCAACUACUGAAUUGUCUGUCAGUGCUGAAGUAUCUACUGAUAAAUUACCUGAGCAUGUCACUGAAUUACCAACUAAAGAUGUUGAAUCAGACGAAGAAUCUCAUGAAACAGCUACUGAAUUGCCUGUGGUCACAGAAGAUAAUUUACCCGAAAUGCCAACUAAAGAUGCUGAAUCAGAAGAGGAAUCUCAUGAACACUCUACUGAAUUACCUGUCGAUGCUCAUGUUUCAACCGACAAGUUACCCGAAUAUGUUACAGAAUUGCCAACCAAAGACAUGGAAUCAGGAGAACAAGCUACUCAAUUACCUGUGGUCGCUGAAGAUUCCACCGAUAAAUUACCUGAACAUAUCACUGAAAUGCCAACUAAAGAUGUUGAGUCUGAAGAGGAAUCCCAUGAAGAAGCAACUGAAUUGCCUGUUGUUGCUCCAGUUUCAACUGACAAAUUACCUGAGGUUGCGGAACAUGUCACUGAAUUACCAACUAAAGAUACCGAAUCGGAUGAUGAAGAUCUUGAAAAAGCAACUGAAUUGCCUGUGGUCGCACAUGAAGUCUCGACUCUUGGGCAAGCUGUUGAACAAUCCUCAGAAGAAGAAUCUUCCGAAGAGACCUCAACCGAAGCAGCUGAAGACAUCAGCUCUGUUAAAUUGCACCCAGCAACAACAGUACAUCCGCUAUUCGCACAUCAUACAACAUUGUCCUCAGUGGCUAUCGAUAGCCGAAUUGAUGACACUAGCUCUCACAGCACCCCAGUUCCAGUCAAGGAUGAAGAAGCUUUCACCACAUCCACUACAACGACAGUUAGCAGCACCACACCAGAACCAGUCACCACAUCCGCUCCACACUAUCAACCACAACCACCAAUUUAUGGUCAAUCACCACAAUAUGGUCCUACACAAUACGAAGACGAAUACACCGAUGAAGAUGAGGGUGAAGUGUUUGGUCCUGGCACUUGUCGUUAUGGCGGCAAACUCUAUGUAUCCGCCCAACAAAUACCCAGAGAUGAUCCUUGCGAUUUCUGUUUCUGCUUCCGCAGCGAUAUUAUCUGUUUGCAACAAUCUUGCCCACCACCAAUUGCCGGCUGUCACGAAGAACCCAUUUCCGGUUUCUGUUGUCCCCGCUAUGAAUGUCCGGUUUCCAUGGCAACCGUACUUAAUAUCACAACAAGUACCACAACGACAAGUACCACUUUACCCCCACAUUUCCUACAUCACUCUUAUGGAAAUAAUGUGCAACGCAAUGGUUGUCUUAUCAAUGGCAGAUCAUAUAGAGUGGGUGAAAAGAUUGAAUCAACAAGUGGUCCAUGCAUUAAUUGCACAUGCGGCGGUGAUGGUAAAAUGAAAUGUGAUCCCCAGGCUUGUGUUCCUGAACCUACCAUGCAACAAGUAAUGGCUGUUGUAGCGGCUGGUCGCAAAAGAUGAACCCCUAGCCAUGCUAAUUUAAACUAAUUAUUAAAUUUUUUUUAUAUAAAUUAAGAUUAAUACAGUUACAAAACGAAAAAUCUUCACCACUGCUCCCCCUCCUCGUACCCGUUUUCCACUACACCAAACCAAUUGCGAAAAUAACCCUAUUUUCACCACUCACUACUAUUAACGACCAACAACUUGAAUAAGUUUUAACGGAAAACAAUCAUAACUUUUGAAAGAAAUUUUAAUCAACAAUUAACUGUUAGGAAAUAGGUGCCAAUAUUUAAAACGGACAUACAUACGAUUUUUAGACUCCCCCCUUUUAUUCAAAACAUUGAGAUGCAAAUUUAAUAAUUACGAAUGAAUUAGCUUAUUUGAAGCAACCAGUGAUAUUGUACUGUAUACAUAGUAUAGGUGCAAUUAAUUAAGUGAACAUGAAAAAAAAACAAAAAAAAAAACAAAAA
This is a messenger RNA of Calliphora vicina (urban bluebottle blowfly), 11673 nucleotides long. It is a transcript of the gene tnc, whose product is annotated as tenectin. Gene Ontology annotation, molecular function: protein binding. The record is from RefSeq and is a predicted model, not a curated record. NCBI's taxonomy places the organism in Eukaryota, Metazoa, Arthropoda, Insecta, Diptera, Calliphoridae. Bases 320 to 11224 code for a protein of 3634 amino acids. The transcript has 7 exons.